This is a messenger RNA of Daucus carota subsp. sativus, 1471 nucleotides long. Its product is annotated as metal tolerance protein 11. The transcript is spliced from 6 exons. Gene Ontology annotation, cellular component: membrane. The record is from RefSeq and is a predicted model, not a curated record. Gene Ontology annotation, molecular function: manganese:proton antiporter activity. Gene Ontology annotation, biological process: monoatomic cation transport; transmembrane transport. Lineage: Eukaryota; Viridiplantae; Streptophyta; Magnoliopsida; Apiales; Apiaceae. The coding region runs from base 168 to 1361 and encodes 397 amino acids.
AUUCCUUAAAUACCCCUGACUUUCCGUAUAAUCUCCACCCCGACCUCUCUCCUAUAUACACACAAUACAUACACCAUCCCCACAAACCACGCAUUUUCUACUGGUACAACUACACACUGCUCCACACACUCAACCACCACACUGUUCUCCACCUCGAAUUUCGUGCCAUGGUGGACCCCGCGGUUACCGGCGGCGAUCACGGCGGCUCGGAGGCGGAGUUUCUGUUACGCGAGAUAAGCAAUGGCGAGCACUCGUGGCGGCUAAAUUUCGACGGAUUUCAAGUCUCGUCUCAGCAUAAAGAGAAGCCUCCUCGUGGCCUCCAGGAUUGUUUAGGCGUUUUAGGCCCAGAAGAUAACAUAGCCGAGUAUUAUCAACAACAGGUAGAAAUGUUGGAGGGAUUUAAUGAAAUGGAUGCCUUGGCAGAUCGUGGUUUUGUACCAAGAAUGUCCCAGGAAGAAAGUGACAGAUUGGCAAGAAGUGAGACAGCAGCCAUUAGAAUAUCAAAUUUUGCAAAUAUGAUUCUUUUUGCAGCCAAGGUUUAUGCAUCUGUUAGAAGCGGUUCACUGGCCAUUAUUGCUUCAACAUUGGACUCGCUUCUUGAUCUUCUGUCAGGGUUUAUCCUCUGGUUUACAGCAUUCUCCAUGCAGAAGCGGAACCCUUAUCAAUAUCCUAUUGGAAAGAAUCGAAUGCAGCCAUUGGGUAUUCUUGUUUUUGCCUCUGUCAUGGCAACCCUUGGGCUGCAGAUAAUACUGGAGUCAGUGCGUACAUUGGUAAAUGAUGAUUCUGACUUCAAGCUGACAAACGAUCAAGAGCGAUGGGUUGUUGGCAUCAUGCUCUCUGUGACAAUAGUAAAACUCGUGUUGUGUUUAUAUUGCCGCACAUUCACCAAUGAGAUUGUCAAAGCUUAUGCACAAGAUCACUUUUUUGACGUUAUUACCAACAUUAUUGGCUUAGUGGCUGUACUUCUUGCCAAUUACAUUAGUCAAUGGAUGGAUCCUGUUGGUGCUAUUAUUUUGGCUUUAUAUACCAUUCGUACAUGGUCACUAACUGUCUUGGAGAAUGUGAACUCCCUAGUUGGAAGAUCGGCAUCACCAGAAUACUUGCAAAAACUCACGUACCUCUGUUGGAACCACCACAAAGCAAUAAAACAUAUUGAUACAGUCCGGGCAUACACAUUUGGAUCUCAUUACUUUGUUGAGGUGGACAUCGUUCUGCCUUCUGACAUGCCCCUGCAGGAAGCACAUGAUAUUGGAGAAGCCUUGCAGGAGAAACUUGAGCAGUUGCCGGAGAUUGAGCGAGCAUUUGUUCAUUUGGAUUACGAGUACAGUCACAAACCUGAGCAUGCCUUCAACUGUAACUAACAAGUCACAACUAUUGUAUAUUUGUUUGACAUUUAAAUUUCACUUGAAACCACUGAAAUCAAUUAAAACUGAUUGUGUUCAUUUAGCAUUUAGGCAUGGGGUUCAAGAUC